This is a messenger RNA of Nyctereutes procyonoides (raccoon dog), 1593 nucleotides long. Its product is annotated as polyserase-2-like. The record is from RefSeq and is a predicted model, not a curated record. Gene Ontology annotation, biological process: proteolysis. The transcript is spliced from 6 exons. Lineage: Eukaryota; Metazoa; Chordata; Mammalia; Carnivora; Canidae. Gene Ontology annotation, molecular function: serine-type endopeptidase activity. The coding region runs from base 239 to 1069 and encodes 276 amino acids.
CUAGGGCUCCCUUCCCAGACCUGGCCAGCAACUCCAGUAACCAGAGCUGUGUGAGAAGAAAGGACCAAGCCUUUGGGCCCCAGAUCCUCUCAGAUUGCCAGAGAUGGGCUCCAGCCAGGGAGGGUGGGGCUGCUCCUGGGACCAUCAGGUGUCACACGGGCUGUCUAGGCAGUGACAGAGCUGUGACUGGGAGCAGACCUUCACCCAUCUCCGUGCCUCCAGCUGACUCAAAUGUGCCAUGUCUCACCACCUGCUCCUUCCACUGGUGAUCCUCGCCAUCAGCCCCAUCCCAGGAGCUUUCCAGAACUCAGCUCUCAGUUCCACCCAAGAAGAACCUGAAGAUCUAGACUGCGGUCGCCCUGAGCCCUCUGCCCGAAUCAUGGGGGGCUCGGACGCGCAGCCGGGGAGCUGGCCGUGGCAGGUGAGCCUGCAUCAGAGCGGGAGCCACAUCUGCGGGGGCUCCCUCAUCGCGCCUUCCUGGGUGCUCUCGGCGGCUCACUGUUUCGUGACGAACGGGACCCUGGAGCCUGCGACCGAGUGGUCGGUGCUGCUGGGCGCGCGCUCCCAGGCCGCGGCCCCCGGCGGCGCGCACGUGCGCGCGGUGGCCGCCAUCCUCGUGCCGCGCAACUACAGCGGCGUGGACCGCGGCGCCGACCUGGCCCUGCUGCGCCUCGCCUCGCCCGCCACGCUGGGCCCCGCCGUGCGCCCCGUCUGCCUGCCGCGCGCCUCGCACCGCUUCGCCCACGGCACCACCUGCUGGGCCACCGGCUGGGGGGACAUCCAGGAAGCGGGUGAGUGUCGGGGAGGUGGGUUUCGGCGGCCGCGGAGCCCGCUGAGGAGUCCCCGGGGCCGGGCCUCGAAGCCGGAGCCCCGGGUGGGCGGGCGCGCGGGGCGGGGCCUCGGGAGGUGGACCCCGGGCGAGCGCCCGGAGCGCAGACCUCGGCCCGGUGAGCGCUCCGCCCGUCUCCCUCUAUCUUCCCCGCUAAGGGCCCGCAAACCAAGACUACUGACUCCUCCAACCCAUUACCUCUUCACCUUUCCUUCCAGUUUUUUUCUUUCCCGGAUUUAGGAUCCGACCAGGGUUCCCAUCCUAGCUGUGCUGUUUCAGACAAAGCGCUUCACCCAAUCCAUUGCUUCCUCUGAAAAUUGAGCAAAAUCGUGCCAGUGCAUGGGGUUGUCGGGUGGAUUGAGGAAAUCCAUGUAAAGUUGAUAGCACGGUGCCGAACAUACUAAUUAAUGCACUUUAGGUACUUUUACCCUAGAUAAUCGUGCACUAAAGCACAGCGCCUGGCAUAUCCUAAGCAUUCAGCAAAUGUCCGUUUCUGCCCUCCUUUCUCCGGUCCCUCUCCUCCCAUCCUACCCUUCUCUCACUCAUCCUCUACUUACUCACCUCCUGUCUUUUCCCUACUCACCCUCAUUCAUUCAGUUCAUCUUUCAUUUAUUCAACAGAUAUUUCUUGAGCACCUUCUCAAUGGGCUGGGCACUGAGGCAUUAGAGAUACGCCAGUGAACAUAACCAGCAAAAGUCCCUGCCUCAGAGCUUAAAUUCUAGUAGGUAGACAAGCUAUACAUUCAGUAGAUUGAGCAAACAUUA